Messenger RNA from Seriola aureovittata, 2442 nucleotides. RefSeq names its product SET domain bifurcated histone lysine methyltransferase 2 (gene setdb2). Bases 409 to 2442 code for a protein of 677 amino acids. Lineage: Eukaryota; Metazoa; Chordata; Actinopteri; Carangiformes; Carangidae. Gene Ontology annotation, cellular component: nucleus. The record is from RefSeq and is a predicted model, not a curated record. Gene Ontology annotation, molecular function: zinc ion binding; DNA binding; protein binding. Gene Ontology annotation, biological process: negative regulation of gene expression; heterochromatin organization. The transcript is spliced from 12 exons.
UGCAUCAAUGUAUCGCGAAAACAUGAACCGGUUCAUCACCACUGUUGGAAGUUUAUGGUAGUCGAUAGUGUUAACACAUUAAUUAAACGUUGAAUUUUCAGUAAACGGUGAAAAAACUUUAAAUUAUCCUGCUGGCGUUUAUGUUGCGCAAAUUAGCAAAUUAGCACUUAGCAACAGCGGUUAGCUCGAAGUAGUAAAUUAGCGACUACACAGCCGAAUGAAUGAAAACAAUAUUAUCUUAAUUUCAGAUGUAGCCUGUAUAAAGUUAAGUUACCUGUUGGUUUAUAUGUCUGUUUGUGUCGGGUAGUGUAUUCGUUAAACUUUUCCCGCCGUUAAAUCGCGGUGUGUUAAAGUUUACGUUUGUUGUUUAUAGUUAGUGGGCUAAGCUAGCUGAGUGCUAGCAGGCUAAUGUUUCUGUCUCCGCUGGACAUGGAAGAAGAAGCGUUAGAUGCACAAGAUGUUGAACGGGCCAAGGCGUUCUGGGCUGGCGAGGAUGUGGAUCAGGCUUUUGAUGGGGUCUUUGAGUAUCUGAAUCACCUGAAGAGAGUCCUGAAGAAGAACACGGCAACAGACAAAGAGCUGGUUCAGGCGUUGAAGGUUUUGGAGACUCUGGAUUUGUCUGCUCCAGUCUCCAGUCAGGACGCCUCCGUGGUCCAGGUGGUCAUCGGUUCAGGUCAGGUGCUGCUGCCGGCUGACUUCUCCCACCGCAGUCCCCCAUCCCCCUCCUUCUCCUCCCCCUGUACCUCCCCCGCUCCUCCCUCUAACAGUCUGUCCAGCUCAUCAGUGCCCCCCCCAGGCAGAGAUGAGCUUCUGCCUCCUCUGUUGCCUGUCCAGCUGCAGUACCAGCCUCACCCCUGCUGCAAGGCCUGCCUCCCCAGUCUGUCCAGCAUGCCCCAGUGCGCGCCUCCGUUCUGGGGGCAGAACCCUCUGAAGGCGCCCCUGCUCUGUGGCUUCAAGAGGCUGAGCGCCAUGCCGCUGGCAUCACCGCGAGGAGGCGGGACCUGGGACGGCAAAGGGGUGGAGCCUGCGGUCUCAGAGGAGGUGGAGGAAGAAGCUGUAGAGGACUGGGAUGUUGUUUACAAAGCGCCAUGCGGACAGAGCCUCCGUAACCAUGACGAUGUGAUGCGUUUCCUGUUGGCUUCGGAGAGCUAUGACGUCCUGCAGGUGGACUUCUUCACCUUUAACCCCUCUGUUCGGUUGGACCCCCCUGUGGUGCCGGGCCCUCGGCGUCCAGAGCUGGACCUGAGCCGCGGCUCGGAGCCUACGCCGGUGGAGCUGUGCGGCGGGGAGGGCGGUGCCCGGCCCGCUGACUUCCGCUACAGGAGGGACCGCUGGCCGCACGGCUGCUUCCUGAGCCGCAGCCCCAUGCUGUUCGACACCUGCUGCGAUUGCACCGACGGCUGCACCGACGCACAGCGCUGCACCUGCACCGCAAUGACCAGAGGGGGGCGCUCCUACACCCAUCACAGGCUGACGCAACCUGUAGCCUCAGGGCUGUAUGAGUGUGGUCCAUGGUGCAGUUGUGAUCGGGCUCGUUGUCAGAACCGGCUGGUCCAGAGAGGGAUCAGAAUCCGGCUCCAGGUCUUCCAGACCGAAGACCGUGGCUGGGGCGUCCGUUGCCGUGACGACCUGGACCGCGGCACGUUCGUGUGCAUCUACGCAGGUGUGAUCCUGCAGCGGGUCCAGAGUCCGGCCGAGCUCCCGCCCCCGAAGCUGACGAGGGCUGAGCUCCCGUCAGACGACGAGGUGGAGGUCGUCACCGAGUGGCUGGCCCCGCCGGUCCUGGAGGGGCGGAGCAAGCUGCUGGAGUCCCCACCGCCCUUGUCUCCGCCCAACUCACCCCCCCUGCACGUUCCAGUGAUCCAGAGACCCGCCGACAGCAACAGCACCACCGCCGCAGUCCAGGACAGAGACAAGGGCCAGACGGUGUUGGUGGGAGGUCCAGAGGCGUCGUCUCCUUCAGCAGGUGACCAGUCUCAAUCCAAGGAGAAGAACGAUGCCACGCCCACAGCCAGUCCGGCGGCGGCGGCGGCGGCAGUCCACAGCGUGAACGGCACCAAGAUGGAGACAAAAGAAAGAGAGAGGAAGAGUUUAAAGAGAGCGGCGACAGUGGAGGACGUUUAUUUUCUGGACGCCAGCAAGGAGGGAAACGUGAGCCGCUUCAUCAACCACAGCUGCCGGCCGAACCUGUUCAUCCAGAACGUCUUCACCGACACCCACGACCCCGGAUUCCCCGUCAUCGCCUUCUUCACCAACAGGGUGGUGAAGGCCGGCACUGAGUUAACCUGGAAUUUCUCUUCCGACACACAAACUGCCUCGCUGCGCAAACAGGAAGUGCCCUGUCUCUGCGGUAGUGACGGUUGUCGAGGUCAGUUUACCAUCAAGGAAAGCCUGUGUGAUGUCUGCGAGGUCAAAGGUCAAGAAGCGAUAAAGGCCAAGUGA